This is a messenger RNA of Betta splendens (Siamese fighting fish), 3273 nucleotides long. It is a transcript of the gene flvcr2b, whose product is annotated as FLVCR heme transporter 2b. The record is from RefSeq and is a predicted model, not a curated record. Bases 1179 to 2723 code for a protein of 514 amino acids. NCBI's taxonomy places the organism in Eukaryota, Metazoa, Chordata, Actinopteri, Anabantiformes, Osphronemidae. Gene Ontology annotation, cellular component: membrane. Gene Ontology annotation, biological process: heme export; transmembrane transport. Gene Ontology annotation, molecular function: heme transmembrane transporter activity; heme binding. The transcript has 11 exons.
UGUUGGACAGAGACGACGAACCGAGGGCUCAUCGUCACCUCCUUGAUUGGUGUUCAAUGUAACCGGUUAACAAAAAACACUGCUGGACAUCUGUUUGGCGCGUGCGCGUAAUUACGCACGCUCAGGCGACCCCUGUGCACCCAAACCACAACACUAGAUGAACGUGAACACAAACAGUCUCCAGUAAGAAGACACAACCUUCCUUUCCCAAGCCUUCCUGUCCAUACAUGAUUUGACUUAUAUUUAUUUAUAUAUACAUACAUACAUAUACACACACAUGGAACUGAUAUUUACACAUACAGUAACUCAAAAACAUAGAAGACAGAUAGACAGAUUAAGAUCAGUGAAAAAACACUAUGUUGCAGAUUUAUUCCUCAGGAAACAUCUGCUUGCUAUUAUGGGUUGUGUGUAGUUCCUCAUUGUUCUCUAACAGAUGACACACUGCUGCUCAUUUUGUGCGGCUUUAAAAUUGUCAUUUGAGAAGUACAGGAAUGCGAAAUAUGAGCAUGAAUCCAACUCAAAGGCCUCAGAUUUUAGAAUUAAAAGUACUGGAAAACCACAGAUGACUGAACAAACUCCAAGUAAACGUCCAAGUAAUCCUGCCUGGAUUAUCUUUAUCACAACAAAUGUCUUUUAAGCAGACUUGGAAUAGAGAUUUAGCUCAGAGGAGCAGAUCCUUUGGAAGGUGUUUCAUUUGCUUUCAUACUUUGAAUGUUAUGACCGAUGGCGCCUCAGUUUGUUUUAUUUUACAGCCUCACAACUGGUUUAAUCUUCACGUUCAGGUAUCGAAGUCUCACAUUCAUGUCCUAAAUCACGGUGUGUUUAAAGUCUGGGCUGAAGUUCAGUAAAGUAACACUGGCACUAUAACAGUUUAAUAUGAAUGAACGAAACCAACUGUACAUAAACUGUCGUCAAACAAUGCCUUGGGAAGGAGUGAAUUGGCUACAAUUGGAAGAUUCCAUUCAUUAUCAUCACGUGACUGAGGCUAUAACAUUUUGGCAUGUGAUUAAGGCCGUCACGAGCUCUGGGUUGUGAAUGGACUGGAGAUGCUGGUCAAGGCUUGAGUGCGCUCAUUCGCCGGCAUCUCCGACGUUCAUUCAGCCCUUUGGACGCGAGGACGGAGCUCUGAACCCUCUCCCGGUCCAGGGGCCCUGCUUUAGGACCCACCAUUGGCUCAGAUGCCUCGAAACAAUACCCUGAAGGGCAGCCGUGCAAAUUUGGAGCUCUGUGGCGAAGAAUGGCCGGCGCCCGAGGCGGCGAAGGACCCACGCGGCUCCACUGGUUCCCAGUGGCCCGUUGGGGCUCCUCCGCCCGGGACCGGGCUUCACCCCAGCCGCUGGUCGAUGCUGUUCCUCUUCGGCGCCGUCUCCGCCAGCAACGCCUCCAUGUGGCUGCAGUACGGCGCCAUCGGCGGCACAUUCGCGCGUUUCUACGGCGUGGACCCGCCGGCCGUCGACUGGCUGGCGCUCGUCCACCUGCUCACGUACGCGCCGCUGGUUCUGCCCGUGCUGUGGCUCCUGGACACCAGGGGCGUUCGGGACGUCCUCCUGGUCGGUUCGGCCUUCAACUGCAUGGGCGCGUGGAUCAAAACCAGUAGCGCCAGUCCCAGUAUGUUCCCACUUGCCUUCCUGGGCCAGUUCGUGUGCUCGGUCGCCACCGUGUUUGUGCUGGGUAUUCCUUCCUACCUCGCCUCGGUGUGGUUCGGAGAGGAGGAGGUUUCCACUGCUUGUUCCAUAGGCGUUCUGGGAAACCAGUUGGGCAUCGCCAUCGGCUUCCUGGUGCCUCCCAUCCUGGUGCCGGACGGGGACGACAUGGACGAGCUGGCUCAUCGCAUCAGGAUCAUGUUCUACAUCACAGCGGGCGUGGCCACCGUGCUCUUCAUCCUCGUCAUCCUCUUCUUCCAGGAGCGCCCUGAGCUCCCCCCGACGCAGGCGCAGGCCACGGCGCGCAGCAUCCCGCCCGAGGACUACUCCUACGUGGCCUCCAUCCGCAGGCUGCUCCGCAACGGGCCCUUCAUCCUCCUCAUCGUCACUUACGGACUGAAUGUUGGCUGUUUCUACGCUGUGAGCACCCUCCUGAACCGCAUGAUCCUCGAACACUACCCUGGAGAAGAGGUGAAUGCUGGGAAAAUCGGCCUGACCAUCGUCGUCGCCGGCAUGGUCGGCUCCCUGAUCUGCGGCCUCUGGCUGGACUGGACCAAAACUUACAAGCAGACCACGCUGGCCGUCUACUUCAUGUCUCUGGUGGGGAUGGUCGUCUACGCCGCCACGCUCAACCUGGGACGCCUCUGGGUGGUCUUCAUCACCGCCGGAGCCCUCGGGUUCUUCAUGACCGGCUACCUGCCACUAGGCUUUGAGUUUGCGGUGGAGCUGACGUAUCCCGAGUCGGAGGGAACUUCCUCUGGACUCCUCAACUGUUCGGCACAAGUGUUUGGGAUCUUAUUCACCAUCUGCCAGCGGAAGAUCAUGGAAGCGUACGGCACGCUGGCGGGAAACAUCUUCCUCUGCGUCUUCCUCCUGAUCGGCACGGUGCUCACAGGCUUCAUAAAGUCUGACCUGAGAAGACAGAACGCCAACCUGUCGGCUAAAGCGCUGGCCGCGGGGCAGAAGCCGGAGCAGGACUACGGAGCCACGGCGCUCAUCCCCCCACCCGCAGACCCCCCUGCCCCGACAAUGAUCAAUAAACCCUUUCCACUUCCACAAACAAAUCUCCUCAAAUCUUAGCUCGACUCGCGGACGCACAAAGGAGCCUUCCGACUGCCAGGAUGGAAGCCAAACUGCGCCUUCUGUCGUUAAAGAGGCCCGUUUGUAGACGAUCACGCACACUAACGCACAACACCAGCCUCCUUAUUGUUACAGUGUAACCUACUGAGAGAACAGCACAGUCAGGAAGACCCACCCCCUUCUAAGAAGAGCUACGUGUACAAUCGUCUUAAUUAUUUUUAUAUAUAUGUAAGAGAAAAAAGCUGACUUAUCUCUGACAAAUUUUAUGCACAAUUUUGAUCCUAAAUUCAAAAUUUUGAAAUGUUUUUUUAUGUUUUUGUGUAAAUGAAAUCUUUGCACUAUAUUCACACAAAGAAGUAUUUGAAAAGUCAGUAUUUUGUUCCAUUGACUAUGUACCGAACAACUGCAUAUAUUUGUAUAAUGCGUUGACACAUUGGCAUGGUGAUUUUUGUAGAAUAAUUUUUGAAAAAGAUGAAACCUGGAGGACAAAUAGUGUGUAACAAACUUUCAUGAUUUACAUGAAAUAAAUUAGUUUUGUAAAAAACUCAAA